UAUUCAGAGGUGGUACUUUUCAACCUGUUCGUUGCUGUUCGUCACAUGACAGGAACGGAGUAGACGGUAAGGGCGGAAGGUUUCCUCGCCGUGAUCGAAACGGUGCGAGUUAGAGAGCGCCGCUUCAACGCUCCGAAAGGUUUUCCAUUCUUUGCCCGCUUCAAGAAAUAACGGACUCCCUGUUGCACGGGAAACAUUACAAACAAUGAGAUACCUAUUGGGCUACACCUUUGCGACCACAGCAUCGGCUACUAUUGCUGUACUAGUUUUAUAUCAUGUAUUUACUGGAAAAGGAGAGCGUGUUAGUAUUGCAUGGUUUUUGGAAAAUACGUCACCAUACAUGUGGGCAACUUUAGGCAUUGGAUUAGCUGUAGCUUUAUCUGUUGUUGGAGCUGCCUUAGGUAUACAUACAACGGGUGUUUCUAUAAUCGGAGGAGGAGUAAAAGCACCACGAAUAAAAACCAAAAACUUAAUUUCUGUUAUAUUCUGCGAGGCCGUAGCCAUUUAUGGCUUGAUCACUGCUAUAGUACUAUCUGGUAUGCUGGAAGAGUUUACCUAUAUCCCAGGAGAAGUCCCAGAAGAGAUAAGAAAUCAGAAUUGGUUAGCUGGUUACCUUAUGUUUGGUGCUGGCCUUGCAGUGGGGCUUGUUAAUUUAUUCUGUGGAAUAGCAGUUGGCAUAGUGGGGUCCGGAGCCGCUCUCUCUGAUGCUGCAAACUCUGCCUUGUUUGUUAAGAUUCUUAUUGUCGAAAUUUUUGGAUCGGCCAUUGGUCUUUUUGGCCUUAUCGUUGGCAUAUAUAUGACAUCAAAAGUCAAGAUGGGUAACAAGAUUUGAGCAUAUUUGAUUGUUGCUCGAUGCAGUGUAUGAAAGGGAUCUUAAGGAUCUGUGUGAAGGCGCAUGUAUGUAUGUAUAUAUACAUGCAUAUAUAUACAUAUGUGUAUAUUGCAUUGUUCCAUGUAGUUCAUAAUAUCCAUUACUGUUCAACCAUCGAACUUAUUGUUCUUCCGUAAAAUCUUCAUUGAGGAUUAAACGGAAAAGAAGCAACUAUUUCAGUUGCUCCUGUGGUACUUCUGUUGCCCAUACUCCAAAAUGUGAGCUAUUCGAUGGAAAGAUUUGUACUAACUAAGGAACCAACCCGUUUAGGCGCUAAGCUCAUUAUACCGUGCUGCAGUUUCCGCACAAGUAUUUCGGUGUCUGCUCUUGGGUGUGUUAAGGCAGGCUAAAAUCUAAAUUGCUUAUUACAUUCUACUUUCCGUACAUUUAGUAUGUUGUGCAAUAUUUUAUUUGCAUCACAAAGCCUGUAAUUAACACUUCCAAAACAAGAGUUUAUCUAUGAUUACAAUAAUUAUGAAAUGUUCGAGUUUAUGUUAAAGUACAUACAUACAUCUCGUUUUUGAGAAUGAGCGUUUUUAAAGUAUGUAAAUUCUCGUCAACAUAAGAGUACGAACUACACUUAAUUAAUCAUCAAUGAUUUUAAUUGCUAUUUAAAUAUCCAGACGAAGCAACGUACGAGCCUAUUUUGAGAAAAAUACGAACUAUAUUUACAUAUAUAUAAUGUUCCACAACUAUUCACUUAUGUAAAUAGUAUCAAACCAACAUGUAGAAAUAUGUUUCAAGUAAAGUAAUCAAUUGGUCGUUUAA
Messenger RNA from Orussus abietinus, 1639 nucleotides. RefSeq names its product V-type proton ATPase 21 kDa proteolipid subunit (gene VhaPPA1-1). The record is from RefSeq and is a predicted model, not a curated record. Gene Ontology annotation, cellular component: proton-transporting V-type ATPase, V0 domain. Lineage: Eukaryota; Metazoa; Arthropoda; Insecta; Hymenoptera; Orussidae. Bases 206 to 832 code for a protein of 208 amino acids. The transcript is spliced from 5 exons. Gene Ontology annotation, molecular function: proton-transporting ATPase activity, rotational mechanism. Gene Ontology annotation, biological process: proton transmembrane transport.